Polypterus senegalus (gray bichir) is the source of this 944-nucleotide messenger RNA. Its product is annotated as barrier-to-autointegration factor-like protein. NCBI's taxonomy places the organism in Eukaryota, Metazoa, Chordata, Cladistia, Polypteriformes, Polypteridae. The record is from RefSeq and is a predicted model, not a curated record. The coding region runs from base 185 to 457 and encodes 90 amino acids. The transcript has 3 exons. Gene Ontology annotation, molecular function: DNA binding.
CACACUAGCUGGCAGCGCUCGAGGGUCACGUGACUCUGGUGUAUAUAAACAAGCGCUGUGCACGCCGCCCGCGUACUUUCUGUCGGGUGCUGCGGCUUAGUGUCCGUUUAGAAUAUAGCGAUUUUUGUCGCGACAAGCUGCUAGACGUUUAUUUCAGGGACAUUGCAGACUAAAACCUGCAGUCAUGUCCUCUACCUCUCAGAAACACCGGGACUUUGUAGCUGAACCCAUGGGGGACAAGCCUGUCACUGCCCUUUCUGGAAUCGGAGAGGUUCUUGGUAAAAAGCUUGAAGAGCAGGGCUUUGAUAAGGCGUAUGUCGUUCUCGGUCAGUUUCUUAUCCUCAGAAAGGACGACGACCUCUUCAUUGACUGGUUGAAAGAUGCAUGUGGCGCCAAUUCUAAGCAGGCUCUCUUGUGUUACUCUUGUUUAAAAGAAUGGUGUGAUGCCUUCCUUUAAAAAAUGCUGAAACGGACUGAAAACCUCUCGGGUCUGGUAAACCUGGAACGAGUUGACUGGAGAGCCGGAGUGUUUUUUUAUUUUGGAAAUGUCGGUUGAUUAAAAGGACCUCCUGGGAUGAAAGCGUUUUAAAGUAAAGAACAUUGUGAACAUGCAAACUAAACCCCAAGAGUUGAUUCCUCAAAUAACUGCAUAUGUGAACUUUGUUGAAUUUGGCACUUAACGCUGACUGAAGCUUCAAUUUCAGAUUCAAGGCUAAUACUUGAAACUUGUAUUGGGGUACAUUCAUAAUUCAUUACAUACAUUAAAAAAGAGAUGUUCUAAAAUGGGGGGGCUAGCGAGACUGUUAAAUGUUUGUUCGAGAUGUGCUGAGGAACUAAUAUAGAAUCUUAAGGCUUUGACUGUUACAUUUUUAUUGGUAUUGAACUAAAGUUAUGUAAUAAAGACUAAAGUUUGUCUUGUACACUUUUGUGAAUUCUUGCACUAA